Molecule: messenger RNA, 1398 nt
Organism: Penicillium verrucosum
Lineage: Eukaryota; Fungi; Ascomycota; Eurotiomycetes; Eurotiales; Aspergillaceae
Exons: 1
Coding region: 1-1398 (465 amino acids)
Source: RefSeq, a predicted model, not a curated record
AUGUCUAGGUCUUGGAAACAAGUGCGCACUUACGCUGACCAUCUGGGUCAUCCUGUCGUGCUCGAGCAGUACGUAAACCCAGAAUACGAGCCAGAGCCCAGUGAACUAGUUGCCUUUCAGGUCUACAGCCUUGUUCCCCUGGACGACGACCACGACGAGCUCCGAAACUACCUCAUGCAGAUGUUCUGGAAUGAUGAAGUCAAGCCUUUAUUCGAGAUUUAUUCAUAUCGCCCGCCCGAUGGCUUUGCCUGCAUCGAACAUAAUCGCAUUGAAAUCGCCCGUCGCAAGCAGCAACAUCAGUCAGGGAUUGAAAAUCAGUCAGGGAUUGAAAAUCCCCUCCCACUGAUCCCGAGAUUCAAUCGUCCAUAUUCAUCCUCGAAUAUUGGAUUUUGUGUCCUACUACGAUCGCACAGUUAUCGAGUAGGCAAUAUGCAGGACUCGGAGGAGGCUGAGGAGAUAGGCGAAGGCCCAGACUUACUCUAUUUCAAUCGCACAUUUUCUAGCACGUGUACUAAGGUUGACUUGGCGCAGCAUUUGCAUAAGGGCCAAGAGAAACUCCCGUCAGAGGCAUUUGAAUUCGUCAUCGAGCGCCUUAUAGACCAGAUCUAUAUAGGCCAGUUAAUGAUUCUCGAUAUCUUCAAUAAUGUCCCUCCCUAUCCGGAGCGAGACGCCUUAGGUAUUGAUGAGGGCAAGCCUCCUAGCCAGGAUAUGCCGACAGAAGAACAGAUUCGUAACCAGCUAGGCCUAGAAACCUCAGUUGGCGGCUUCUCUCUUGGUCCGGCAUUCCAUAUUUCUCAGGAAGCCAACAUCGUGACAGUCACCAAUACCCCUAAGGGCGAAACCCCUGAUAUUCAAUACAUUGUCCAUACGGCCUUUCUCAGCCACAUACGCGACACAGAAGGUUCUCUCUUAGAAAGCACAGCGCGCCUCUUUACGGCGUCAAUGGUCUCCAACCUCCCGGCCAACAAAACUCUCACUCUCAAAUUCUUCAUUCCAAAGUCCAAUUCCUGGUCGGCCAUCAGGCCCGCUCAGAACGAAGUUCUUGAGAUUCUAUCCCAGCAAAAUGAAGACAACCGAGAAAAUCCCUUUUCUAUUGGGGCACUACACAAUAUCACAACAGGGGAUAGUCAACCCCUAGCAGCAAAACGUUUUACACCUCAAGGACCCGACCAAUAUAUUAAAAGCUCACAGGGGGCAUGCGACGAUAGCGGAUUUCGUACGUUCACAGUUAUUCUUGACCGUGCAAAGUUCGUCUCAGAGGCUGGGGUGUACUUCUAUAUGACGGACUCGGACGAGUCUGAGGAUCCGGACACUUCAUCUGAUGAUACAAUCGUUUCCCGGGUCGUAGACAUGAAUACGGCUGCUCGGCGGCUGGGGGUGGUUGUUCUUGAUGAAUGA